Molecule: messenger RNA, 573 nt
Organism: Effrenium voratum
Lineage: Eukaryota; Dinophyceae; Suessiales; Symbiodiniaceae
Source: the annotation of a GenBank genome assembly
AUGGGCCAAGCUGCUUUGCUGCCAUGGUCGUCACCCCAGGACACACUUUUCCUGCAAAAUGCAGCUGCCAGUACGGCAGCCUGGGGCGUUGCCGAGCUGAGCUUCCAUCGCUUGCCAGACUGUUCGGAUGCCGCCAUGCUGUUCGCGCAUCCAGGCAUCUCAGGUUCUUUGACUGGAUAUGAUGAAGCAAACGCCUUCAGCAGUUCUGGCAUUCCCUGGGUAUCCUCCUGCUCUGCCUGCACAUCUGGCCAGGCCUUGAUCGGCGUGGUUGGUGUGUGCCGGCCGGAGGAGGUGCGCUGUGUGAAGUUGCAACAGUGCACGGAGAAUCGGAACUCCUACGGCUGCCCGGCCGCCGCGGGACGCAUGGACCGUGUGACACUGCUGGCGAAGGGAGAGCAUGUCUUCACCUGGAACUUCAUGCAGGGCCAGACUUCCUCAGUCCUGCCUGCCCUCGAGCUAGAAGUGCUUACAAUUCCCAGCAGGCGCCGCAGAGCAACAAUGUCAGCAUUCGUGGAUGUGUCUUACCAGGUCCAGGCCGAUGCAGAAGUGAACCCUGGUUUCAGCUCGCGCUGA